Messenger RNA from Ictalurus furcatus (blue catfish), 3689 nucleotides. RefSeq names its product zinc and ring finger 3 (gene znrf3). The transcript has 8 exons. Gene Ontology annotation, molecular function: ubiquitin protein ligase activity; frizzled binding. The record is from RefSeq and is a predicted model, not a curated record. Gene Ontology annotation, biological process: ubiquitin-dependent protein catabolic process; Wnt receptor catabolic process; negative regulation of canonical Wnt signaling pathway. NCBI's taxonomy places the organism in Eukaryota, Metazoa, Chordata, Actinopteri, Siluriformes, Ictaluridae. The coding region runs from base 416 to 3058 and encodes 880 amino acids.
GUAUUAUUAAAAUGUUCCUUGCACACGUGCAGAGCGGAACUCUGCGGCUCCACCUUAAGACAGAGGAACGAAGCGGGUCAAGAAGAUUUGGUGGGCGGGGCUAAAAAGGUUUAGUGCAACCAAAAAAAAAAAAAUUACAACAUCACGUGGUUGGAGAUCAAAAGAAAGAGAGAGGAAGGGAAAAAAAGGAAAAAUGUGCGAGCGGCAGAAGAGGAAAGAAGAGAAGGGACGAGAAGAGAAGGGACGCGAUGCAAUGUAACGCAUGUGUCAGUCGUGCAGCUGUGAAACUGGGCUUUAAAAAGAGAAAAGUCAUUCUUUUUGAUUGUUUAUUUUGAACCCUGAGAUUCCUCCACUUCUUCCCACUUCCAAAAAAUUAGGAAAUGAUGUCCUGCUUUGCACCGAUCCAGCCGGAGAGAUGAGGAUGGUGGUGGUGGUGAUGAUGAUGAUCAUGGUAAUGCUGCUGCUGGUAAUGAUGAUGAUGAUGAUAAUGAUAAUGAUGAUGAUGGUGGCAGUGGUGGUGUUUUUUCCCACGAGAAGAAGAGGAAAGGAUUGGGUGUUCACCGUGCUGGAGCUUUUUCUUUGCUUUUUUCUCACCGUUUCGGCCAAGGACACGGCCUUCGUGGAGGUGGUGCUGUUCGAGUCGAGCCCGAGCGGGGAUUACACCACCUACACCACCGGGCUCCAGGGCCGCUUCUCCCGGGCCGGAGCCACCAUCAGCGCCGAGGGAGAGAUCGUGCAAAUGCAUCCUCUGGGUCUGUGUAAUAAUAACGAUGAAGAGGAUUUGUAUGAGUACGGCUGGGUGGGUGUGGUCAAGCUGGAGCAGCCUGAGCUCGACCCCAGCUGCCUCACCGUCCUCGGCAAGGCGAAGAGGGCGGUGCAGAGAGGGGCUACAGCCGUGAUCUUCGACGUGUCCGAAAAUCCAGAUGCCAUCGAUCAACUUAACCAGCUCUCUGAGGACCCCCUGAAGAGGCCGGUGGUCUACGUUAAAGGAGCCGAUGCUGUUAAACUGAUGAACAUUGUAAAUAAACAGAAAGUGGCACGAGCCAGAAUCCAGCAUCGGCCUCCGAGGCCCACUGAGUAUUUUGACAUGGGGAUUUUCCUGGCGUUCUUCGUAGUGGUGUCUCUGGUGUGCCUCAUCCUCCUCAUCAAAAUCAAGCUGAAGCAGAGACGCAGCCAGAGCUCUAUGAACAGGAUGGCCAUUCAGGCUCUGGAGAAAAUGGAGACCCGAAAGUUUAAGGCGAAGGUUAAAGGUCAGCGCGAGAGCAGCUGCGGCGCGUUGGAUUCUCUGAGCAGCAGCUCGACGUCGGACUGCGCCAUCUGCCUCGAGAAAUACAUCGACGGAGAGGAAUUGAGGGUGAUCCCUUGUGCGCAUCGUUUCCACAAGAAGUGCGUGGAUCCAUGGCUUCUGCAGCAUCACACUUGUCCACACUGCAGGCAUAACAUCAUCGAGCAAAAGAAAGGAAACCCUGGCCCCGUGUGCAUGGACCCGGGGAACCCGGGGCUCCACAGUCGGCAGCCAAGGGUGGUUCUCCCUGUUCACUAUCCGGGAAGAGUGCAUCGAGCUGGGCAAGUGACGGCGUUUCCAACUCGUACUAGCAUGGAUACCCACGGGAACCCAAUUACUGUAUUAACAGUGGACCAACAUCCGGAUCAGAACCUUUACCCCUCGCAGUCAAAUUUCAUUCGGAGUUACCAUGGUAUGAACCCUCAUCACUGCACCCUAGAGCAUCGAGCACUUCCUUACCCUCAACCGCAUGCCUUCAAACGCCCCAAAUUUCCUCGCAACUUCUCUCGUGCCUCUUGUUUCUCGCAGUACGAGACCAUGUAUCAGCACUACUACUUCCAAGGCUUGACGUUUCCCCAGCAGGAAGGUCAGCCCGGUGGCACGAGCCACAAGGGCCACGCUCGAUCCUUCCAACCUGGACUUCUUUACCCAACUUUGGUGCACAUGGCAGCACCUUCCUCUUCUCGUCUGGUGGACUCUGGAAGCGCCUCGGGGCUCGGAUGUUACCACGGACACGGACGAUCCGUGUGUAGCGGGUAUCUCGCGGAUUGUCCCGGCAGCGAUAGCAGCAGCAGUAGCAGCAGUUCAGGACGAUGCCAUUGCUCUUCCAGUGAUUCCAUGUUGGAUUGCACGGAAGUGAGCAACCAGGGCGUUUAUGGAAGCUGCUCGACUUUUCGAAGUUCUCUCAGCAGCGACUACGAUCCGUUCAUCUAUCGGAGCAAAAGUCCCUGCCGGGGGGCGGCUGGAGAAUCCGGUUCAGGACUACCAGCGACGUCGUCCGUUAGUGACGAUAUUUUGGCUCCUGUUUCAGGAGGUACAGACUUCGUUCCGCCUCCUGUAGGACCGUGCUACAAUUCGGGGGACCAGCUAUCGAAUUGCAGCGUUGAGCCUAACUGUAGUAGCCACUCGUCACUGGAAACCAGGGAAAUCACUAGCACUACCUCAGCCACAGCCCUAGAGGGAACCGUGGAGCAUUGUGUGGAACAAGGGGCGGCAUGUAGCUGCUGUUUUGAGGUUCCUCCGCCGAAUGUGGAGCGUAAAGGACAAGAAGGAGCAGACGGGGUAGGACGUUGCCGCCGAGGCGCCGAGCCUCAAAGCGUGUCCGUUGCUUCUGCGCAGAACUUUUACGCCGCUAGCAACGAGCUGAUGUCACCUGCCGAGCGUGCUAGCUACGACGGACUGCCUUGCUGCUUCUACACCGAAAUGAAAGUACACCGAGGAAGCGUCGGACGUUACGCCGAGGAUUAUUCCGUAAACGUACACUACGCCCAAACGGACAGCGACGGCUGCUCGGGACAAGGAUGCUGCGAACUCACUCAGCGAAUACCCAUAAUCCCUGAGGACACGGACUGCGAAUUGGGUCUCGUUUCCGAGCCUCAAACAAACCUUCUAACAGGACAGAACAGGACUUCCUUAGACACUAAUCAAGGGUUUUUCACCUCAGGACAAUACAGAGGUCAAACAUAUCAACAGCAACAAGACGAGGAAGCGAGAGCGCUGUUUUCCGCUCAGUUUAAAUUGAGCAAAUCUACAACCGAGGGCUCUGGAUUGUAAAGGGUGAGGGGUUGGGGGUUUUGUUUAGGGGGGAGGACUAGAACGGUCUCACGAUUACCGAGUUCAUACGAAUUUGCACGUAUUACGAGUUGUGAACGGCCAACAUUCAUUUAAGACGGGGGCGGAGUUAUCAGUCAUAGCUUUUUCUUACGAAUUCGGUCGCGAGAGUCUUUGCCGCCGUUAAAAAUUCAUCUCGCACGUCUCAAAGUGUACUCCUGAAACGGAAAUCAUUUCUCUUCGCUUGAAGUGCGGUUUCAUUUUUAGUCGACGCUCUUCAUUCCCGUGGGCUUCAGAAUCUUAGCCACACCAAGUAUUUGAAAAAAAUUUUUUUAAAAGCAACACAAGGGGUUUUAAUUCCACACGUCAACAGGGUUUAUCGACGUUUAGGGUACGGUUAAUAUUAAAGAAAGCACGUGGCUUGUUCUGGCUACAAUUUGGAAACAUUGUAUUUAUUUAAUUUUUUUUUUUAGGCCACCUUUCACAGCUGACGGUUUAGGUGUACGAGUACUUCGUCGUUUAUAAUUAUUACGGUCAGGACCGCGUGACAUGUCAGCUAGCUAGAUCAUCAUCACUUAGGUAAAUAAAACCAAAAGCGAACGUUUCAGAGGAAGCUGGGCGUGGGCUGUUUCCG